AUGGCGGUGGCUGCCUACGGUGGACGCCGCUCGGUGGCGGCAAAGCCUCGACACUCGCACGCCAGUAACACUGGCCCAAAGCUCUCCCAACAGCUGCAGCCCCACAAGGGACCAAAGCGCAAGCCGCCGCAUCGAGCUGGAGGGCUCACCGCCCAUCCACGCGCGCGCUUUCCGACGAACUUCCCGCAGCGUGUCGCGGACGGGUCGGAGCACAACGCACAGAUCCUCACCGUCGAUAGGGACGCUCCUCCGCCCGGCCUAGAUGAGAACCUUCCUGGCCCAAACUGCGCCACUGCGGCGCUGCCGCACGCGGAGAUGGCGACAGAGAGGGCAAAGCGCCAGCAGCGCCCAUCGUCGCGCCAGCAGCGCUCGCCGCCGAUCCCGAUCGCUUGGAGGCCAGCCUCCUCCGCCGGCGCUUCGGCAGCCUCCGCAGCGGCGGUGCCCGACGGGAUCGCCUCUGCCCUGUCCGAGCUCGCCUCGCUGCAGAGGCUCGCAAAGGACCCGCUCGACGAGGCGCGGUACGCUCGGCCGCAGACGGCGGCAGGUGCCAUCGGCGGCUCGCCCGGGGCAGCGGGCCUCGCGCCGGGCACAGCAGUGUCAAGAGCGGCGGACGAGGAGGAGGAGAGCGCCGACAAGCUGCGCGUGCGGCUGAGCGCCGCCGAGGCUGUGAUGAGGAAGCUGCACCGCCGCAACUCGCAGCUGGAGGAGAGUGCAAAGGAGUCGGCCGCUCGGCCUCAGACCGCGGCCGCGGUGCCAGGCGAAGAGGACACCGGCGCGCAGCUGCUCGCCGGGGCCGACGAGCAGGCCCUCUUCUUGCUGCAGCAGAAGGAGGCGGACCUGCAGCAGAUGCGAGACUACACCGCCCAGCUGAGCGAGCAGCUCCGCUCCGCAGAGGCGCAGCAGCAGCAGGGGCGACCGGCGGCAGCAACCGCCUCCGCGACGGACAGCGGCGAGUACCGCGACCGCUACAUGCGCAUGAGGUCCGACUACCGCUCCCUCCUCCGCUCUCGCGUCGGCUCGCUCAAGCGGACGACGGUGCAGCAGCAGCAACGGGAGCAGAGCGAGCUGCUGGGGAAGCUGGACGCGGCGCUGCAGGAGGAGGCGGAGUUGCACCGUCGAGAGUCGCAGCGGCUCAACGAGGAGCUCUAUCUCCGCGAGAAGCAGUCGUGUGAUUGGCACGUGGAGCGGCGGAUCCUCGAGAGCCGGCUUGCCGAGAUGGACAAGUCACUGCGGAUGCGCGACGAGAUUGACGGCGCGAUCGAGAGCAAGAUGAGCGCCCUCUUUGCGCGUCUGCAGUCGCUAGAGUCGCAGAACAUACAGCUCGAGCAGGCGAACGAGCAGCUAAAGACGCAAGUAUCUGGGGGAGGCAGCGGCGACGGGGGCGGCCCGCCGGUGUGA
This is a messenger RNA of Emiliania huxleyi CCMP1516, 1398 nucleotides long. RefSeq lists its product as hypothetical. Lineage: Eukaryota; Haptophyta; Isochrysidales; Noelaerhabdaceae. The record is from RefSeq and is a predicted model, not a curated record. Bases 1 to 1398 code for a protein of 465 amino acids. The transcript has a single exon.